Molecule: messenger RNA, 507 nt
Organism: Morus notabilis
Lineage: Eukaryota; Viridiplantae; Streptophyta; Magnoliopsida; Rosales; Moraceae
Product: protein RADIALIS-like 4
Exons: 2
Coding region: 19-330 (103 amino acids)
Molecular function (GO): DNA-binding transcription factor activity
Source: RefSeq, a predicted model, not a curated record
CAUCACCUUUGUUCAAGAAUGUCAUAUUCAUAUAGCCAGAUUUCUUCACCAACCUCCGGUCCAACUUGGACAGCCGAGCAAAAUAAGUUGUUUGAAAAUGCUCUGGCGAUAUAUGAUAAGGAAGAACCUGAUCGUUGGCUCAAGAUAGCCAAGGUUGUUGGAGGGGCAACUGAAGAGGAAAUAAAGAGGCAAUAUGAGAUCCUUCAAGAGGACAUCAACCGCAUUGAGUCGGGCAAAAUUCCCCUUCCCAAGUAUAGGAAAGAUCAAGGAAGUAGCAAAGGAAACAACAUUAGCAAUGACGAGCAUAGGCCGAACAAUCUAAAGAUCUGAUGAAUGGCGGCAUCCCGCAGCACAGACGACGGCCAUUUUCUCUCGAAAGCAGAUCUAGUAUAGCAAUUAACAAGCCGUAACCAUAAGAGAUUCACUUUUUGCUUCCUCCCUAUAUCUAUCCUUUGUUACUAAUUCCACAAUCUUUCUCCUGUAACUGCACAAAUUGUUGUGCAAGAA